UGAGAAUCUGUUGUCUGACUGUCAAGAACCAAAAUUCAAAGCAAUGUGUAUGCGCUUUGCGCAUGCUCAAACUGACGAGGCCGCUCAACUUCUGUUCGCCGCGCGCUGGAAUCGCCAUAACUGGAACCGGGGGAUUCGGUUUAGGGCUCACGGAGUGCCUGUAGAAGGGUGAAUCAGAAUGGGAGACAAGCCGAUUUGGGAACAAAUAGGAUCCAGCUUUGUGCAACAUUACUAUCAGCUGUUUGACACAGACAGGACUCAACUUGGAUCGAUAUAUAUUGAUGCGUCAUGCCUUACGUGGGAGGGUCAGCAAUUCCAGGGAAAAGCAGCUAUUGUCGAAAAGCUUUCCAGCCUGCCCUUCACAAAAAUAGCUCACAGCAUAACAGCACAAGACCACCAGCCCACCCCUGAUAGCUGCAUAUUGAGUAUGGUAGUAGGCCAACUAAAAGCAGAUGAUGACCCCAUCAUGGGAUUCCAUCAGAGCUUCAUCCUGAAGAACAUUAACGAGGCGUGGGUUUGCACCAAUGACAUGUUCCGCCUGUCGCUGCACAAUUUUGGUUAAACGCCCCAUGGCUAGCAGGAGGGAAGUGGGGGAAGGUGGAGGAUGGGGUUCCGCCCUGAUGACGCCUGAACCUGUCAAUCAGCCCUUCAUACAUCACACUCAAGAAAAACGGCACCGGAUUACAGCAGUCAAUCACAGAAAACAUGCAGGCAUAUACAGUACUGCCUCUACUCCAGAAAUGACAUGUUUCUUUGCUGAAAGCCCACACAUCCAUCAAACUGACCCUUUUCCUUCGCCAACCUGCAUGAUGAUGGGGAGCUUAAAUAUCAGAGGACUCCCUGAACAGGACAAAUACGUAUUAACCUAACCUCGGCUGUUUUUUACAUUUUAGUUGCUGAUUUUUGACUUUGAAAUAACAACCGUCUGUCUUUCAUUGCUUUAGUACAAAGUGUUAUCAGCUUGUUUUUAGAAUAUGCUCCUUGAAGUUUAAUUUUUUUUUUUUUGCCCCCUUUUGAAAAUUGGUGUCUCCAUUCAAUGUGAUGUCAGGUUGCUCUAGCUAUCCAAAGAACACAACCCUAAUUUCCCCUUCCCCUCAGACCAGUGUGCUUCCCAAUUUCUGCUCACUGCUCUCUGUGACAAUAAUUACCAAGCCACGAUACACAAUAAAAACCUUUGACUUUUUCUUAACAACGUCAUCAUCUUGUUCAUCCCCCUGUCUGGUUUUGCGUCUACCUUUUUUCCCUUUUCUAUGCUUGCCUGUUCAUAUUUUUGAUACUGUUUCAUAUUAGAUUCUCUCAUGAAGAUUAUAGUUUUAUUUGAGCAGAGCUGAAACAAUGGAGCUGUUAUUUCUCUUGUUAUAGGUGGCCAGUGUUUCCUGAUGCAGAUGUUCAUACUAAAAAUAAUUUUUCAACAUUUUCUAUGUAACCCUAACCCUAUGAAUACAAUGGACGCUCUUGUUAAAAAGAGGAAAAUAUGAAUCCUCCAAUGAUCACAUAAAGCAAGUUUAGUCGUGGAUAAAAUGAGUUUGAGACGAACAGAAAAAUCCCAGAAGUGCAGAUGAAUUUUCAGUGUUUUAUUCUUUCAUUUACCCUUUUUGUUUUAGUUUAGAGGUUUUGUUUCCCCAUUUUCCAUUGAUUAAAAUCUUGAAGUAAUGGAAUGUGGGAUGUUAUGUUUCAUAAGCUUGUAUGAAUGUAAAUGCCAUCGAGUUUGUAGUGUGCCCAGAGCUGUUAUAUUUUGACAUUACCAGUUCAAGAAGGAUCACAGACACAUAAAGCCUGAAACGUGACAUCAGAAAUACUAGUUUGUGGGAAUAAGAGGUGAUUAUCUCUUCAUUUUCACGUGUUUACACUAAAGGAGUUAUGUUUAUUCAUUGUUUAGGAUUAGAAAAUCAUAUUCACAUAAUAUUGAAGGCCUUUGUGCCAAGAGAUGGUACAGGUAUUUUAGGUCUUCUGCGUUGUAGCUUUUUGCACUGAUAUAUCUUGACAGAUCUGCUAGAACAUCAGUAUGAGUCAUUUUCUCACAUUAUAUUUUUGCUGGCAAAUACAUGUGCUGUACACGUACUUCAUGCUUGCUCGACCCUGCAGGUAUACCCUCUCAUUUGUGGUUUGAGGGGAAGAGCAAAAGAAGACUUGAUUUUCCCAACAAAACAGCAUUAAUACAAUGUGAAUACAGUAAGAGACUACUUCAGUUGCCUACAUGUAUGUGGAAAUAAAGGAGAUCAAAGAAAA
Molecule: messenger RNA, 2229 nt
Organism: Megalobrama amblycephala (Wuchang bream)
Lineage: Eukaryota; Metazoa; Chordata; Actinopteri; Cypriniformes; Xenocyprididae
Gene: nutf2
Product: nuclear transport factor 2
Exons: 5
Coding region: 179-562 (127 amino acids)
Biological process (GO): protein import into nucleus
Cellular component (GO): nuclear pore central transport channel
Source: RefSeq, a predicted model, not a curated record